Knipowitschia caucasica is the source of this 1788-nucleotide messenger RNA. The record is from the annotation of a GenBank genome assembly. Lineage: Eukaryota; Metazoa; Chordata; Actinopteri; Gobiiformes; Gobiidae.
AUGAGAGAGCGGACUGAGCGGAUCUCACCGCGGAGGCAGUCUCCUCCAGCCCUCUGCAGCCACACAGCUCUACCUCCGAAAGGCGCCAUGGCUCCCACUCUGUCCACGGCCUUCUCGCGGCGCUGGUGGAUGGCCGUCACCGCCGUCAUCGAGAACCUGCUCUUCUCCGCCGUGCUGCUGGGCUGGGCCUCUCUGCUCAUCAUGCUGAAGUCUGAGGGCUUCUACUCCUACCUCUGCAAGGCGCCCGGAAACGGCUCAAGUUUGAAUGUCUCCAACUCGUCGCAUGAGUCUAUGGAAGAGGAGGAGGAGUACCUGGAGCUGAACGGAUGGCAGAUCUGUAAAGACCAGGACGAGAUGCUGAACUUGGCCUUCACCAUCGGCUCUUUCCUGCUGUCGGCCAUCACGCUCCCCAUGGGCAUCAUCAUGGACAAGUACGGGCCCCGCAAACUCAGGCUGGCCGGCAGCGCCUGCUUUGCCUUCUCCUGCCUCCUCAUCGCGUACGGAGCCAGUGAUCCCAACAAUUUGUCCAUGCUCAUCUUCUUCGCUUUGGCCAUGAACGGGUUUGGAGGGAUGUGUAUGACGUUCACCUCUCUGACGCUGCCCAACAUGUUCGGAGACUUGAGAUCCACUUUUAUCGCUUUGAUGAUCGGCUCCUAUGCAUCGUCUGCUGUUACAUUCCCUGGCAUCAAGGUGAUUUACGACCUGGGGGCCACCUUCAUCUCCAUCCUUCUGGUGUGGGCCGCCUGCGCUCUCCUGGUCUUCUUCAACUGCUUCCUGAACUGGCCCCUGGAGCCGUUUCCCGGACCGGAGGACAUGGAUUUCACGGUGAAGAUUAAGUUCAGCUGGCUGGGCUUCGACCACAAAAUCACCGGGAAGCAGUUCUAUCGCCAGGUGACCACGGUGGGACGGCGCCUCAGUGUGGGAAACACGCUACAGCCGGCGCCGAAAGAACUGGCCACUCAGGAGGCCAACAAGCUGUGCCUGUCCACGGUGGAUCUGGAAGUCAAGUGCAACAAGCCAGAAGAGAACCAGUCCUUCAUGCGCAGCGUCCUGAGCCCCAUCUUCCUCCUCAGCCUCAUCACGAUGUGUGUGACGCAGCUGAGGCUCAUCUUCUACAUGGGAGCUAUGAACACCAUCCUGGAGUACCUGACCGACGGGGACCUCAGCACAGUGAGUGUGUAUACCUCCAUCUUCGGCGUGCUGCAGCUGCUGUGCCUGAUCACAUCUCCGGUCAUCGGUUACGUCAUGGACUGGAGACUCAAGGACUGUGAGGACGAGAACGACAAACUCUCCAAGAGGGAGCCUGGAGAGCCCCGUCGGCCUGACAAAAAGAUCCAGAAGAUUGUAAACGCCACACGGGCCUUCAUCUUCACCAACCUGCUGCUGGUCGGCUUUGGAGUCACCUGCCUGGUCCCCAACCUCCCCCUGCAGAUCCUGUCAUUUAUUUUGCACACUAUAGUCAGAGGCUUCAUCCACUCUGCUGUUGGAGGACUCUAUGCUGCUGUGUACCCGUCCUCUCAGUUUGGGAGUCUGACCGGGAUGCAGUCUCUGAUCAGCGCUCUGUUCGCCCUCCUGCAGCAGCCGUUGUUCCUGGCCAUGGUCGGACCCCUGGAUGGAGACCCGCUCUGGGUGAACGUGGGCCUGCUGGUGGUGAGCAUGCUGGGCUUCUGUCUUCCCGUGUAUCUCCUCUGUCACAGCCGGUACCUGCAGCGCCUCCGGGACGAACGCGACUCCGACCCCAAAAUCUACGUCAAGAUCAACGGAGAAAAACCUGAAGCCUUCAUCUAA